Thermothielavioides terrestris NRRL 8126 is the source of this 1341-nucleotide messenger RNA. RefSeq lists its product as uncharacterized. The record is from RefSeq and is a predicted model, not a curated record. Gene Ontology annotation, molecular function: oxidoreductase activity. Lineage: Eukaryota; Fungi; Ascomycota; Sordariomycetes; Sordariales; Chaetomiaceae. The transcript has a single exon. Bases 1 to 1341 code for a protein of 446 amino acids.
AUGUUGCCGAUCACGCCCUCCCCUGAGCACCAGGGCAUCGCCCGCACGGCCGAGAGCACCGCGGACGCCCACACGCUGGAGACGGCCGGCCGGCUUCUGCAGAAGAACCAUGACGACUUCCACGUGUUCUGGCGCGACGAGGCUGGCCACGACCACAUCGUGCACUCCAUCCUCACCGUGCUGGCCCUCGGCGGCGACGCAGCCGACGUGCAGCGCGCCUACGACGACGGCUACGCCAUCCAGCGCGCCCGCGUCCCCGCCGACCCGCAUGCCGUAGCGCGCCUCUCGGACCCGGCAUUUUUCCUCGCCCACAUGGGCGUCCUCUCGCACUACAGCGACUUCCUCGUCUUCUUCGAGCACCAGAUCGGCGAGCGCGGCUACUGCCCCGUCGUGCAGGAGUACUGCUUCGGCCGCACUCCGCUCGCCGACACCAUGCUGGCCCGCCUGUUCGAGGGCCUCUUCCACCCCAUCAUCCACCUCGGCCUGGGUGUCGAGUUCGACCUGCCCGCCAUCGUGGCCGAGGCGCUCGCCAUGGCCGCCUGCCACAACUCGGACGGCAUCGACCACUUCUUCUUCGAGUGCGAGCGCAUCUCGUCCGCGUCCUCCGCCCCGGGGAAGCCCCUGGCCACACUCCUCGACGAAGUCCGGGCGCACGACAAGGUCCGCCACGCGGUCCGGCCUGAAGACGGCCCCGCGUGCGUCAAGGACGGCGUCCUGGGCCGCGCGGGCGCCGAGAUGGCGAAACUGGCGGCACAGUACCGCGUGCAGCCGGACGCCGCUGGCCUCGAGCGCGCCACGGCCGAGGACAUCAGCUGCGCGACCUACACGGCCGGCGCGGCGCAGCGGCCCGGCAAGGCGCCCGCCAUCGACUUCUUCUACCUGCACAACGUGACCAGCUCCCUCUCCCUGACGGUCCUGGGCCGCGAGACGUGGAUCGACGUCGCCGACCGCGCGCGCCUGGUCGAGUGGAAGGCCCGCCUGGACCUGGUCUGGUACGCCGCCAGCGGGGCCGUCGCGCUGGACGCCGGCGCCAUCGCAUCGUACGUGCCCGGCCCCAGCAAGGGCAUGGGCUGGGCCGAGCUGUACCGCGCCGUCCUGGGCCAGCACGACGACGGCCACCUGGCCAAGUUUGUGCGCGCGCUGAAGAACGGCUGCGACGUCGAGGAGGCCCUCGCCGGCGCCGGCCAGGAGGAGGAGGUCGCCCGUCUCAUGCCCGUGCGCGGCGAUAUGUGGCUCCGGAUCGCCCAGAUGUCGUACGAUAGCGCGCUGGGAAAGACAGAGGUCUUGGAUAAGUGGAUCUUUGGCGCCGGGUUUGAUGAGAGGUGGGCGUGCCGGCCGUGA